Rana temporaria (common frog) is the source of this 1577-nucleotide messenger RNA. RefSeq names its product trafficking protein particle complex subunit 5-like. Gene Ontology annotation, biological process: endoplasmic reticulum to Golgi vesicle-mediated transport. The record is from RefSeq and is a predicted model, not a curated record. Lineage: Eukaryota; Metazoa; Chordata; Amphibia; Anura; Ranidae. Bases 195 to 761 code for a protein of 188 amino acids. Gene Ontology annotation, cellular component: TRAPPII protein complex; TRAPPIII protein complex; TRAPPI protein complex. The transcript has 2 exons.
UACCACCUGACUGUCACUAACCAACCAAUCACAGCUGUCCCCUCACUGCACAGACCGUCAGCGUCUAAUCGCCUGUGACCUCUAUUACAGCUGAUUGGCUGGAGCGGCUUCCGAGUCUGGUCAGCAGCCGAUGUUGGUGAGUGAGAAGAGAUCAUCCGGUGUGCGGUGACCGGGCCCCGUCCGAGAGAACGAUCAUGGAUUCCCGAUUCAGCCGCGGUAAAUCUUCCAUCCUGGAGCGCUCUCUGGCGCGUCCGAAGACAGAAGUCAGCCUCAGCGCCUUCGCUCUGCUGUUUUCGGAGAUGGUGCAGUACUGCCAGAACCGAGUCUAUUCGGUUUCCGAGCUGCAGGCCAAGCUGUCCGAGUUGGGCCAGCAAGUGGGGUGCCGGAUCCUGGAUCCGCUGGUGAUGAGGGAGAAGAACGGCAAGCGCGAGACGAAGGUGAUCAGCGCUCUGCUCUUCAUCAAGGUGGUGGCCUGGAAGGCGUUGUUCGGGAAGGAAGCGGACAAGCUGGAACAAGCCAACGACGAUGACAAAACCUACUACAUCAUAGAGAAGGACCCUCUGAUCAACUCUUAUAUCUCCGUCCCGAAGGAGAACAGCACUCUGAACUGCGCUUCCUUCACCGCCGGCAUCGUGGAGGCUCUGCUGACCUGCAGCGGCUUUCCCGCUAAGGUGACCGCCCACUGGCACAAGGGGACCACCCUCAUGAUCAAAUUCGAUGAGUCCGUCAUUGCUCGGGACAAAACGCUGGAUGGACGUUGAAAAUAGGAGGACCCGGGUGCUUUGGUGGCCCGUUCGGUUUAAAAUAUUCCAGGUGGAAGGUCCCUAUAAUAAAGUAUUCUAUUCCCACCCCACCCUCUGGCAGCCCGUGUCUCCUUCAUUCCCGCGUUGUGGCUUCAGCCAGUUUCUCCAGCAUUCAACACCAUGAGCAGUCGCAGAUGUCCUCCAUCGCAUGACACCGUUCAUCCUCCGACCUCUACAGGACACAAGCGUCAUGUAGGGGUCAGAGGAUGGAACCACAGACAUCCGACACUCCCGGAAGUGUCAAAUGCCGAAGGGCCUUAUGGGGGCUUCAGCUCUGGAUCCGGGGAAGAUAAGAGACACAGGCUGCUGAAGAGGUGAAAUAUCUUCUCUAUUCCAGGGAUCUUCUUCCUUAUUUUAUUUUUUUCAAGCCCACCUUGAUUUUUUCAGAUGCCUAGAACUGUACAUUUGGGGACCAUUGACACACCAUGCAGGAGAUUUACUGAAACCAGAGCGCUCAGAAUCUGAUGCGUCUGUGAAUGGGUAGCCAAUCGGCUUUUAUCUUCAGCUUGUUCAAUGAAACUUUGACAAUAAAAUGUGGAAGCCGAUUGGUUACUAUGCAGAGCUGCACCAGAUUUUGUACUCUCCAGUUCUAGUAAAUCCCAAACCUUCUUUUGGGUUUUCUGUAUUUGUUACCAUUGGAGUGGAAUAUUGCUUAUAGAAUAUUGUCUGGUUAAAGCGGCGCUCUCUGGUUAUUGCUUUUCUCAUGGUUGACUUUUUUUGUGUUUAUUUUAUUAUGACUUUUCACAGCUGUAAAUUAAAAGCAUUAAAAAGAAA